Molecule: messenger RNA, 9120 nt
Organism: Bacillus rossius redtenbacheri
Lineage: Eukaryota; Metazoa; Arthropoda; Insecta; Phasmatodea; Bacillidae
Gene: chb
Product: CLIP-associating protein 1-B
Exons: 30
Coding region: 452-5230 (1592 amino acids)
Biological process (GO): microtubule cytoskeleton organization
Cellular component (GO): cytoplasmic microtubule
Molecular function (GO): microtubule binding
Source: RefSeq, a predicted model, not a curated record
AUGGUUUCUGUUAAGUAGUUGAACAAGUGUCAGUGUUCGCGUUUAGACGAGGGUUUUAUUAUACUUUCCAGCGUUUAUGGUGCUUAUUUAUAGGCAGCACUGUUAAAAACAGUUUAUGUGUGAUAGUGUUUUGACGGCAAUUAAAUAAAUUAGCAAAUAAUUUCUAUGUGUUGUGAAUUUUGAGUGGUACGUUGGAGCUUUUCUGGUCGGAAUAUUUUGAGUGCAUCUGAAACCGUUCCUGAAAAUGAUUGACGCUGAUGCUGAAGAAAAACUAGAUUCAAGCAUGAUGUGUUGAUAAAUUUUGAGUGAUAAUGGGUUGGGUAUUAUUCUUUGUUAUGUGGCAGUUUUGAAUCGUCAGUACUUCGCAUGAUUAUAUUGUAGAAAGUGUGUGUGUGCUUGCGUGUGUGGGGUUGUGUUUAUUAUUUGGUGAGCAGAGAUCAAAGAAAUCAAGAUGGCUGCUUAUAACGCACGGGACAUGGAUGGUUUCAUGGCGUUGUUGACAUCUACAGACACUAAGGCAAAGUUAACAAUUGCUAAUAACUUAAUUAAUUACUUGGCAGAACCAGAUAAUUCUAUUGAGUGCUCGGAUAUUGGACAGGUCAUCGACAGCCUCAUACCAUGGAUGCAAAGUAGUAACAACAAGGUAUCACAGAACGGAAUUGAUGCCAUGACAUAUCUCGUAGACAGGAUGGGAGUUGACUUCCGGCCGUAUAUUUCAACAGUGUUGCCACCAAUCAUUGAUAGGCUUGGUGACAGCAAAGAGAUGGUGCGAGAGAAGUCUCAAUUGUUCAUCCUCAAAUUAAUGGAGAAAGACGUGAUAACACCGCAGACACUUUUCGAGAAGCUGUUGCCUGCAUUCUCCCAUAAGAACGGCAAGAUACGGGAAGAAGUGAUGAACUGUUUACAGACAACUCUCACAGAGCACGGUGCACAGUCGCUGUCCAUUUCGCGCCUCCUGCCGUCCAUCGUGAAGCUUCUCGGGGACCCGAUGGCGUCUGUCCGCGACACCGCGUUCAACAGCCUGGUGGAGAUAUACAGGCACGUCGGGGAGCGGCUGCGGGUCGACCUGCAGAAGAAGUACGCCGUGCCUGCGUCCAAGUUGCCAGCAUUGAUGGCGAGGUUCGAUGAAAUGAAAGCUGCCGGAGACAUGUUACCUUCUGCGAUGGUUGAUGGACCUCUUGGCCGAAAUGAGGAUGACACAGAUGGAGCGGUUAUGUCUUCAGCAACCAAAAUGCGAGCCAAUAGUGUGCCACGAAAAACACCAGCUUCCACUACGAAGUCUGCACCAUCCAGUGCUGCCGCCUCGGGAAGCAAAAUACGCAGGACCUCGUCUCUGCGCCGGGGGGCGUCGUCGGCAGGUGGCCAAGCGGGGGCUAUGGACGAAGAAACUUUCACGCGUUCGUUUGAAGACGUGCCAACGGUCCAGUUGUUUUCUUCCCGUGACCUGGAUGAUUCCCUUAAUCAGAUACGCGAGAUAAUAUCUGAUCCCAACAAAGACUGGAACAAACGAGUGGAUGCUCUAAAGAAGUUGCGCUCGCUCCUGAUUGCUGGCGCCGCCAACUUUGAAGAGUUGUUCGCCCAUAUUCGGUUGCUUGAAAUCCCAUUCCAAGCUGUGAUCAAAGACUUGCGGUCCCAAGUUGUGCGCGAAGCAUGCCUUACAAUCGCCUUCCUCUCAGAAAAACUUAGGCAUAAGUUAGACAAAUUUGCUGAAGCUGUUCUCCCGAACCUCAUUAAUCUCAUCCAGAAUUCGGCCAAGGUGAUGGCGUCGGCGGGGCUGGUGACGGUGCGCUUCCUGAUCCGCUACACCCACUCGCACCGCAUGAUACCCAUCAUCACCCAGAACCUGAGCUCCAAGUCGAAGGACAUCCGGCGCGCUGUGUGCGAGUUCCUGGAGCAGCUUCUGAGCUCGUGGUCGACCCACAGCCUGGAGCGGCACUGCGCCCUGCUGCAGGAGGCCAUCAAGAAGGGCAUCGCGGACGCCGACCUCGAGGCCCGCCUCUCCGCCCGCAAGGCCUACUGGAGCUUCCGCAGCCACUUCCCCGACCAGGCGGAGGCGCUGCUCAACUCCCUGGACGUGUCCUACAAGCGGGCGCUGAACGGAGACCUCGCCAUGUCCAACUCCAGCAGCAGCAACUCCCUGCACCAGCAGGGGCGCCACGGGACCACUCCCCGGCCCCGCUUCACCGGCAGCGCCACCGGAUGCAUGCAAAGUUCCUGCAAAAGUGGACCUCCCAGAAGUGUAGGCAGACCCUUGAAAAUGAAAAGUUCAGGUACUCAUUUGUCAACACCGAAACCUCUCAGAGUGAACCCUAGCGGUAGUAAAUCAACCCAGAAGAAAACUGUCACCUACCUGUGUAGUAGUAUAAGCAAGAAGAGACUGUCUCGCUGUAGAGUUUCAAUAGAAACUAACAGCUCCGCUAGAAAGAAAAAUGAUUUUAAGGUUCCGACACCUCGUAACAGGAUUGGCCUAACGCCAGACAUGUCACAUGGGUUUGAAUGCUCCUCCAAUGCGUCCCCAUCAUUCAAGCAGCCAGGACCAACUGCAAGGAGGAAGUUGAAUAUUCAAUAUGGCGUCGCCUCGGCGCGGCGAGGCCCGGCCACGCCGGGCAGCUCCCUGCGUUCGAACAGCGCCAUCGACCUGCAGGCCGCCCAGCGGGCCAAGGCGCGGGCUCAGUACGCCGCCUUGGCCCGCCAGAAGGUCGGGUCGGGGGCCUCGCUACCACGGCCCAGGAAAGUGGACACGGUGGGGGCGAUGACGAUGAGCGCCAUCACGUCACCCGAGCGCGCCGGCCGUGCCAGGAGCCGGGUGUCGGGCGUGUCUCAGUCCCAGCCCAGCAGCCGGUCGGGGUCGCCGUCGUCGCGCCUCAGCUACGCCACGUACGCGAGCCGCGAGCCCGCAGCGGAGGCCGCCUCCCCCGCGACGGCCGGGCGCCCCCGCCGGCUGUCGGGCAUCCCGCGCUCCACCGGCGCCUCCCGGGAGACGAGCCGCGAGCCCAGCCCCAGCCGCUUCGGGGGCCUGCACGACCGCUCCUUCGGCUCCAAGCUCAGGAGUCGGCCCGUCCACGGGAUCACGACCCCGGACCGACCACCGCCGGCCGCUCGCCCGGUCAUGGCCCAGAAGAUACUGCAGCAGAGUCUGGAGGCUGAGUCCGCGUUGGCCGACGCUCUGAAUUUCGACACGAUGGACAGUGGUGACUUCUCUCGGCUGUCCAACAGCGGCCGCAAAGGGUUUCGGCCAUUUGACGACCACUCAGACGACAGCGAGACAUCCAGUGUGUGCUCGGAGCGCUCUUUCGACUCAUUCAGGCGGCCCUCGGAUUCGUUCUCGUGGAGUGGGUCUCAGCAGCGACUGUACCGGGACUUGCUGGAGCCGUCGAACAAGGACAUCUCCGAUAUAAUAGCCAACUGCGCGAGCACUCAUUGGUCCGACCGCAAAGAAGGGCUGGUGGGUCUGCAAAGCUACUUCCAAAACGGAAACAUGCUGACAGGAACAGAGUUGAAAAAGGUCACCGAGAUCUUCACCAAAAUGUUUAAUGACUCUCAUACCAAGGUGUUCAGCUUGUUCCUGGACACGCUAAACGAGCUGAUACUGACCCACAAGGCAGACCUCAACGACUGGCUGUACUGCCUACUGACGCGCCUGCUCAACAAGCUUGGCGGGGAUCUGCUUGGGUCCAUCCAGACCAAGAUCCAUCGUUCCCUUGCCGUCGUGCGGGAGUCAUUUCCCCACGAACUUCUCCUGGGCUGCAUUCUCAGGUUCAUCGUGGACCAGACGCAGACGCCCAACACCAAGGUGAAGGUCGCGAUGCUGACCUUCCUGACCCAGCUGGCGGGCGCGUGCGUGGAGUCGCCGUGCUCGCUGGGGUCUCACAGCAACGCCCCGCCCGCGCUGGCCCGGAUCAUCGCGUGGAUGAGCGACGCCAAGUCCGCGGACAUCCGGCGCGCCGCCCAGAUGGCGGUGAUAGCGCUCUUCAACGUCGACACCCCGCAGGUCACCAUGAUGCUGUCCAGCCUGCCGUCGGAGUACCAGGAGGCAGCUGCGUCUCUAGUCCAGAACCACCUGCGUCGCAGCAGCACGACGUCUCCCCCCUCCCUCUCGCCCGGCCUGCAGUCCCCGGGCACCCCGCAGCAGCCUCGCACCCCCCGCACCCCCGCCCUCGACAUGGACGACUCCCUCAACCCAGAGGAAGUGUACAGGUCCCUGCGCCGCACGACGGCAGAGAUCCAGAACUACAGCUUCGAGUCGGGGCUGGGCUCGGGCAAGCAGCUGGAGCGGGACCGCGACACCACCAGCCAGGACUCGGGCAUCAGCCAGAUGUCGCUGGGCGCCGGCCUGGAGGAGCAGCUCGAGGCCAUGAGCCUGGGCAGCAACGGCUGGAGCAACGGCAACGGCUCGCCCACCCACCGCCUCAAUGCCAUCAACGCCAUCAACAAGGACAAGGACGCAGCCAACGGGCUCAUACCCAGUGAGAGCCACCAGCACGAGGAAGCGGAGGCUGUGCGCAAGGUAGUGGACACACUGACACACCACGGAGCGCCCGACAGUCCCGCAGAGAGCACGGAGGCCGAGCGCAAGGCGGCCCUCGCGCAGCUGCUCAAGCUCAUACGAGAGGGCAGCACCGUCACCGUCAUCGAGCAGUUCAAGACAGUCCUGCGAGUACUGCUCGACCAGCUGGCAAAACCAGAGUCCUCGAUAAGGGUGCUCGUGUUCAACAUCCUCACUGAGAUGCUGAAGAAGCGUUGCAUGGCUAGCUGCUUUCAGAACUUUGUGGAACUUCUUGUUCUCAAAGUAUUUGAAGCCCAUCGAGAUGCCAGUAAAGAGGUGCUGCGUGUCGCAGAGAGCUGCGCUGCCACGAUGGGCACCGUGCUGCCUCCGGACAUCGUCAUCCGUGUGCUCAUCCCGCUCAUCACGACCGGGGACUACCCGGUGAACCAGGGUGCCAUCAAGAUGAUGACCAAGGUGGUGGAGAGCCACCCGCGGGAGGUCAUAGAGCCCCACGUGGCUUCUGUCAUGCCGGGCCUCAUUACGGCGUACGACGACGAGGAGAGCUCGGUGCGCAAGUCGGCCGUGUUCUGCAUGGUGGCGCUGCACAACCUGGUGGGGGAGGACGGUCUCCAGCCGCACCUCGCCGCCCUCAAUGGCAGCAAGCUGAAGCUGCUGCACCUGUACAUCAAGCGCGCGCAGCAGGGCUCGUCCGCACCCACGUCCCCCAAGAACGCCCCUCCGUGAACCGCUGCCAGAUGGUGUGUGACAACGCAAUUCCGUGGUUUUUAAACCUUUAGCCAUAUUCUGCCUAUGUUUACAGUGUCAAUAUUAAAUUUGCAACUCCAUAUUUCAUUACAAAAUUUAAUGGUCUUUCUAAUAAGAUGAUUAACAAAAUAAGUUUAUUACAAGUACUUCCCCUUACAGGAGGUCUUUGACCUGCAGUUUCUAGUUAUGAGUACCCUUGGUUUUUUCAGGCAAGUUCAGAUAAAUUUAAAAUAUUCAGAGUUAAAAAUUAAUUUCUUUACAAACUGUUUUCCACGGUACACACUGUUAAUUUUUAUUGUUUGUGCCUUUUUUAUGUAAUAAACUUUCAGGUGAUUAAUUUUUUGCAAGUUGACUGACUUGAAUUUUCAUAUAUAUAUGAAAACUUAAAUAAUUACACUUGAAGAUGUUAGUAUUUGUGCUGAAAUACCUGAUAGUUUUUGAUUAGUUGCCCAAAUAUGUUUACUAAAUGUUGGUGAUCGUAUAGAGAUUUUUUUAUGACUAGAGUAUUGUGCUUGCUGUAAAAGUAUACCCUGUGGAUGGAUGGUGUUUUUGAAUAUUAAAGUGAAUCUCUGAAUUAAUAAAAAAAAACAGCAGUAUAAGUUAUCUUACAUUUGCAAUAUUAGUUGGCUGAAUUAAGACUGAGAUGGAGUUAGUUUCAUUAUAUGUGCAGCCAAGUGUAUUUGCCGCAUUUUCUCCGUUCCCUUUCCUUUUUCAUUGCUCAUAAAAUAAUUUCUUAGAUGGAGGGUAGGAAGCAAAUACUGCAUGCAGAAAGUAAACUUAACAAAUGCUUAAGUCCACAAGAUUGAAUAUAUUGAACUAAUAUAGUAUAAAAAAAUUAUAAGCACUCAUUUUUGAUGAUGAUUUUAUUUUUAUUUUCCUUUGCGAAAUACAUUAAAACUAUUUUAAUAAGUUUUUUUAAGGAAUUAAAAUUUUAAUUAGUAACAGAAUAAAUUACUUAAAAGGAUUCAAAUAACUGUACAUACCAUGUAGGUCUAGUGCAAAAUUAUUUGAAAAUAUCACGCAGGAAAAAACUUAGAGAGGAAAUUUCUCAAAAGAGUUUCGUUACAGAAAUAGAUAGGUAAUCAUCGUAGUAUAGUAGUGCCUAAAAGCAUUUGAUGAGAAAUUAUUUUCAGACAGCCUACAGGACCACCUGUUACUAAACAUGAAUGAAAAUAAAAUUAAAAAUCUUCAGCAUUUUUACUUUGUAUAAAAAAUGUGAAUCUCAUAUGUAUAAUAUAAUUUUCACUAUGGGUCAUAGAGCAGUUUAAAUGCAUGUGUAUUGCAUCUAGGAUUUUGUCCAUUUCAAAAUUUUUGGGAGUCCUUGCUCUAAGCCCUCAAUGCAAAUAAAUUAAUGAGUUGAAGGCAAAACCACCUCUCUUGCUUGUAUUGGUCUCUUGAAAGAGUGUUUUGUUUCCUGCCUUCAAAAUAUUUUUUGCUGUUAGCUGAAUUUUCUUUUUAUAUAUAUCACAGAGAGUUCCUGGGACUUGGUUGUAACAAAAAAUCAUAUUGUUACUUGUUCUGCAUUGCUCAUUUAAAAGUAAAUUUAUACAUGUACAAAUUUUUUUUGCGAAUAAAGUGCAAAAAGUGAAUUGCAAUGUGUAGCGACAAAAUGAUUGCAAAAAGUUUAAUUUUCAAUUUAUUUUUCCUUCAAGUUUUUGGCCUUAACAGCCAAAUUUUUUUGUGUAUAUUUGGAGAUUUAACUGGUGUAUAUAUAACAGUCAGUAAAAAUAAUUUAUUUUACAGUUUGACAUUGCAUCAGUAUUUCUCAAACUGGAAAUAAAAUAGUAAAACAUAAUUUUACUUGUAUGAUUGAUUGUCCAUUAUCUGUCACAAAUGAAUCUUUAGUGUUUCACUUAAUCAUUCCUCAAGUAACUCUCAGUCUAUGUGUAGUUUAGAUCAGGUGUCCAUAAAAAAUAUAUAUAUUUUUAAGCUAUUUUCAUGUUCUCAUUUUAAAGUUCUGAGCAUAUUAGUAUCCAUGUGUUUGUUCUGGUCAUUAGCUGACAUUCAAUCUUACUCUGUAAAUAAUGAUUGACAAAUUUAUGUGAUAGUAAUUCUAAAUUCAGUAUAAAUUCAAUGCCUAGAUGUUUGUUUCAGUGCGGAAAACAUUGGCUACAUUCGUUUUUAGUUUAAAAUAUAUAUUUGUUUUUUAUUGUUUUUAAAGGUGGUGUAACUGCUAUAAUUUGUUUUUUAGUUAGUAACAAGUCACUCUUUCAAGAAGAAAACAGUCAAACCUGUUAGGUUUUUAUAAGUUCAAGAGUGUUCCCACAUUGCAAAUUCAUAAUUAUUUUCCUGGUGUAUAAACACAGUAUAAAUAUCCUCUAUUCAAGCUUUUGUUGUUUGAUUAGCAAGAAUACUUUAUUAAGACAAGAAAUGUCUUGAAAGGUUUUCAGUUUUUAUAUACAUGUUUAUUAAACUUCAUGCAACUCCAUUUUUGAGAAUUUUACAUUUUUUGUUUUACUGAUUUGUUAAAACAUCAUAUUUUAGAAUGUUAAAUUCUAGAUGAAAUACUUUCAUUUAUUAAUUAAUUAUUUUCAUAAUAAGCAAGUACUAAGUGUUAACUGCUAAGCAUCUUUUAGACAGGUGUUAGUGUUUAGAUUUUAGAAACAUUGUCAACAGUUUAAGCAGUCCAUCGUACUAAACUCUGAUGUAACUCAUAAGCUGCACAAAGUCAUAUCCGAAGCUAAAUAAUGCUAUUUAUAAAUGAGCAAUGGACACUGUUGAUGUUAAAUGUUGCCAUUUGUUGAGAUAAUACCAGCAACUGUUAUGAAUCAAAAACAUGUGAUGAAGAACCAUGGCGAGUAAAUUUUUUUAUGUAAUAAUGAUGUGUGAUGUUUUAUGAAAUCGGACUUCUGACAGGAAAAGGUGUGAUAAGUAUAGUUUAGCUGGAAGACUCGGUGCAAAAAAAAAUUUAUUUGUGGCCAUUAGAAACUAAGUGGUCACUUUAAUUUUUGCACAUGAAGAAAAACACUUUUAUAACUUAAAAAAAUGAAAGAACAAGAUACUUCUCACUGCGUGUGUUAGAUUUUAAGCAAAUCAGACUAUAGAGACAACUGCAUGCCUGCACUUCUCUACAAGACAGACUGUAGUCAUUGUUUUUGACAUUUAUUAUUCAAAAUAAACAGUGUUGUUGUACAGAAAAGUUAUGGAUUUGAUAAAUAUAAAUAAUCAUCUGUAGUUUGUUUGUUUCGCUUUGCAUUGUUUGUAGCAUGUGUGGAUAAGGUAAGUGAUGUAAGUGAUGUUACUUGAACUUGAAAGUGCAAAAGUAUUGACGUACAAAUGAACUUUUGUCCAUGUUGCUUACAUCUGAAUUGUAUUCAGAUGAUAUAUAUAAUAUAUACCAGUCUUUAAAUAUGAAAUAAACAUUGGAAUUUCUAGUGUUUUUGUGAGAGGGAUAUUUCUACCUGAAGUAAAAAAAAAAAAUUUCAUUUGUUUUGUAACAAUUUUGUUUCCCAUGAGAACUUACUAGUCUUUGUUCAGUUUUAAUUAUUUUAGUGAUACGUGUAUUAUAUGUUUUUGUUACUAAUGUUACGUACCAUUUAUAGAUGUUUAAAAACACAUUUUUAUGUAACAUAAAAUUGAUUUGCCUUGUGUUAAUUGUAACCUAGUUAAUUAUGAAAUAAUUAUUUUGUGAAUGCAACGAGUGUGAGGCAUUUUUUGUUGUGGUUUUGUGCUCUGGUUUCGUGCAAAUGGUAUCCAUUUAAUACUAACUUUCACAACGUAAUAAUAUGGAGUUAUUGAGCUUUUCUGUGACUACAGUUGCUGUACCAUGUUAAAGUGCAUCACUCUUAGUUUCAUUUGUGAAUGAAACCUGAUUUUGUUUUCCAAUUAUGUAACAUGUUAACUUCAAUAAAAUUGGCUUAUUACAGAAA